Messenger RNA from Alnus glutinosa, 1270 nucleotides. RefSeq names its product U-box domain-containing protein 11. Bases 122 to 1081 code for a protein of 319 amino acids. Gene Ontology annotation, molecular function: protein binding. The record is from RefSeq and is a predicted model, not a curated record. The transcript has a single exon. Gene Ontology annotation, cellular component: nucleus; cytoplasm. NCBI's taxonomy places the organism in Eukaryota, Viridiplantae, Streptophyta, Magnoliopsida, Fagales, Betulaceae.
CUCAUUCGUUUUCACACUCUCAUAUAUAUAAAAAUAUUAGACGCCGAAGAAAAUCCCAAGCAUAACCAAACAAAAGCUGGAGAAUUUCCCACUUAAUUAGCUCUUUGAUUCUGAAUCGGAGAUGGAGGUGAAGCGCCGGACGGUGCGGACCCUAGUGGCGAGGCUCAGCUCGGUCUCGGAGCAGACCCGAGCCGAGGCCCUGAGCGAGCUGCGACUCAUGACCAAGCACGAUCCCGACAUCCGCCCGCUAAUCGCCGAAGCCGACGCGAUCCCGUACCUCGCAGAGACCCUCUACUCCUCCGCACACACCGCGCAAGAAGACGCCGCCGCGACGCUGCUCAACCUCUCGAUCACCUCGCGAAGUGCGCUCAUGUCAACGCGCGGGCUACUCGACGCGCUUUCCCACGCGCUCUCUCGCCACGCCACGACCUCGUCCCCCUCCGCCGUCCAGUCCUCCGCCGCCACGCUCCAUAGCCUCCUCGUCGAGGAUUCCUACCGGCCCAUCAUCGGAUCCAAGCGCGACAUCGUCUACGCGCUACUCGACGUAAUAAAGAACCCCAACUCCGCUACGAGAUCCAUCAAGGACGCGCUCAAGGCCCUGUUUGGGAUCGCGCUCUACCAGCCCAACCGCAAGACGGUGGUAGAGCUGGGCGGGGUGGGGCCCCUGUUCGGUUUAAUCCACAGAGUCUCGCUCGCCGGGAUAGUGGAGGACGCGACCGCCGUAAUAGCGCAGGUGGCGGGAUGCGAGGAGAGCGAGGAGGCGUUUAGGAAGAUUUCCGGGAUUGGGGUUUUGGUGGAGUUGGUGGAUGGGGCGGCGGGGGAGAGCAUGAGGGUGAGGGAGAACGCGGUGGCGGCGAUACUGAAUUUGGUGCGGUUCGGCGGGGAGACGGUGGGGAGGGAGGUCUGGGAGAUGGGUAUGAGGAUGGUGGAUGGGGUGGCGGAUGUGGCGGAGAGCGGGAGUGUGAAGGGCAAGGGCAAGGCGGUGGAGUUGUUGAAGGUGCUGUAUAGCGGCGGAAAUGGGUGUUUUUUGGGGGACGACCUGUCGGAGUCGGAGUUGAAGCCAAGGGAGAUGAGUGCAUGACAUGAUUUUUAUUUUGGAGUUUGUAUUGAUUGCAUGUUUGGAUUAAUAUUAUUUUGUUCUGAUUUCAUUCGUUGUUUAGAUUUAGUUAGAUCGAUGAAUCUGAGAAGUGGGUUUCAUGGAUGUACAGAUUGAUCCUUAUUUAUGGUUUGAUGUAAAUGAAGUAAUGGGUAACACAGCUACUUACUGAUC